CUAGUUUUUUAUGUACCCUUGUUGUAGAAAAUGUGCUCGUCUACUUUGUUCGGUUAUGUUCGCACAGAACGAUAGAAAGACUAAUCGAUCCAUAAAGAUUAUGAGAAAGUUGCAAACCGCCCCUGUAAAAAAACUCUAAUUGUCGUAGCAUGAUGUUCCUCGCGCUCGCGAACCGCGGCAGGGCCCCGGGUGGUGGAAGCGGUGGCCUGGUCGUUCCAAAACCGCGGGACCACAAAGCUACUACGUACAAGAGACAAAAGAAGAUGUUGUAAGCGGACACUGCAUUGGAACUUUGGUGUGACCGGCCGCGGAGAUCGAUCACCAUGAGUUCUUCCUGGGAGCCGGGCGUGACGGGCGCCGGGCCGACGUUUAUCAGUCGGUCGAGGGCGGACUCGAUUUUCUGGUAUCUAGUCACGUUCAUGCCGGCGAUGAUCGUCUUAACCCUCUAUGGAUUGCAAAUAUGUCUGGGUCUGGAAGAAUGCAUGUUUGUCAUGCGUGUCUGGCAUGACUGUUAAAUCUGUCAUGCACGCUACCCAAGAGGUCCAACCAUUUUUCUGUCAUGCAGAAACGCAGUUUGUCAUGCAGAAUAGGCAACACCUAGAAGCUCAGAAACUUGUCAUGCUGAGCCAGCACUUGUGGCCUCCUCAUGAUACGUCGCCCAGCAUCACAAGUUUCCAGACCCAGGCAUUUUUGCAUUUGAUACCCUCUGGGCUUACGCCAUGAUCUCCGCCGAGGACGACUACUAUCGAGUGCACAUAUGCUUGGGUCUGGAAGAGUCAUGCUGCUUUUGCAUGACACAGAAUGUCUGUCAUGGAAGCUCUCGCGUCACAGACUUCGAAAAGCUUCCGCAUUGCUUAAUAAUCCGCAUGACAAAUCCCACACGGUAGUGACAGAAAAUGGACAUCUCUUGCUGCCUAUGCAUGAGAGAUUUGCCUGUGUUGUGAAAUGCGCAUCACAAGAAGUUGCGACCUUCCAGACCCAGACAUAUUUGCAAUGCAUAACUACUUCACGGACACGAUCUCCAAGUACUACCCCAUGUCGCUCGCCAUGAUACCGGGUAGCUUUUUCGCGGGAAGCACGCCGCUCGGAGGCGGCAGCACGGCGUACCCGGUCGGGGUUUUGUUGCUGGAGUUCGAUCCGAUAGAGGGGAGGGACUUUGCGGCGAUCAUACAGAGCGUGGGAAUGGGUACUAUUCGAUUGGACUUGUUAACCUUAUGUAUCCAUUGUGCUUCAUCAUGUCGCAUGCACGUACGUAGUGCGAUAGUCGCAAUUGGUCUCGUCUACAUCGGUUCUUGCACUAUUCAAAAUUCAUGAUCUCUCCUCCCCAGGUGCCGCCACCUACCUGAUUCUGCUUCGCCGACGCCACCUCUUAAGGCAAGACGUUCUGCUAAUCAACUGCGUCGUGGGUACCAUAUCCCUGGCGAUUUCGUUCCCACUACCAAUCGACAGCUUCGCUCUGAACUGCGCCUUCACGACAAAUUUGCUCUGCUUCUCCAUUAUCUUCUUCUACUUCUGCGAGCUCAUUCCCUGGCUGCAGGCGCCAAGAGUUGUAGUACCAAAAGACGACCCAGCAGCUCCGGGGGGAAAAAACGCGACGUCCGGUGGAGCGAAUAACGACGGCACCAAUGCGGAGACCGCGUCAAAAGAUAGUAAAGGAGAACCACGAGCAAAACUACAGUCAUGUGGUGCCGGAACGCCGGCGGAAAACGUGUCUUCCUCUUCCGGUACAGGAAGCGGUAACAAGAACAACAACGAUGCGUCCAAUUCCAAACUGAAGCGGGAGAGAGAAAAGGUAGAGAAGAUGAAGAACCUGCCGCAAAUUCUCGGAUCCCCGACCUUCCAAGACACCCUCCGCGACGGCAGCAAUUCAGGAAGAGACGCAGAGGCCGCGGCUCUGGCGGCGGCAAAUGCCGUGGCCGUGGAGCAGCAAAUACAUCUGCAAAUCAUGGACCCGUUUAACCUCAGAGAGCAACCGAAACAGGAAGUUGUCAGAGUAGAAUAUCCAGGAGAACCACCACCACCACCACAACCAUCUGGUCCCGGUAGAGAAAGUGAAAAUGUUGACCCCGCCGUCGCACCAGGAGGAACAGACCAGAAACAGAAAGUCAAAAAAGAGGUCCACAUCAUUGCUGACGACAACAGCGCAGCAGCAAAUUCCGGAGGUACUAGCUCCGCGGCAAAGGACGAGGAUGAAAACCAUCAAAACCAAAAUGCACAGGAAACCGAGUCCGUCGAUGAACUCGGCGAUCAAGUGCAAGUUCCCAUAGUCCCCGUUAUCAAAUGUAAAAAUGUCUGGGUCUGGAAAAGUGUAGACUUGUCAUGCAGAUUUUCCAUGACCCAUGAGGUCUGGAAUGCGGGACUUAGCAUGACAGACUCUGCGAGGUCUCUGCCAUGCCUAUCCUGCAUGAGAAACUCCCCUCCAACUUGGUCAAAAAUGUACAGUUCUUGGCACUCAUGCACUUGUAAUCAUUUCGUUCCCGCCAGCCGUAAAGGCACGGCGCUGCUUUUCCUCUCCUUGCACCGGCGAACCGCAUGCACUGACGCGCUAGGAAACAAAAAGAAAAAGAAAGAGAAGAAAGAGAAACUAUAUAACAGAAGUGGUGCCAGGGUUGCUAAUUUAAAAGACUGCGCUAAUGCAGCACCCCCCUUCCCCAAGGGGUCCCCCCGGGGCGGGCGCGAUGGCGGCUCUGCGAAUGCGGAGCUCCGCGGGCCGUUUCUAUGGAAACGCAUAUAAAAGGGCGCGGGAAGCAGAUCGGUAAAACGUGUCUGAAAAGGACACGCCGCUGGGUCGUCCGCCAUCGUGAUAGGAUCACCGUGUCUGAUCAUUAGACCCCCUGUAUACUUUUUAGCGCGCAACCGGCCACGCACGUAGUUCUUCGAGCAAGUUUGUAAGACUAACCCAUCAAGGCAAUACUGGAACUCCACCUUGCUCGCGGGCUUGGAUGGUAAGGCAGGUCAGCCACACAUAGCGCCCACUGGCUGUAGCCAUGCGUAAGCAAUCGAUAGCGGUUUUGCAGGUGCAGCCGGGUGGUAGUUAGGAAGUGGACCGCGUCUCCACCUAGGGGUAUCGGCAGAGGCUAAAUCUGUUCUAACGCCCAGGUAUUGGCAGAGGCUAAAUCUGUCUAACGCCCACCCGCCAGGAGUUAAAUGGUACUACUACUACUACUACUACUACAACUUGGUCAAAAAUGUACAGUUCUUGGCACUCAUGCAACACAGAUUUUCGCUUGCUUCAGAUUUACCAUGACAAGUUGGAAUCUUCCAGGCCCAGACAUUUUUGCAAUUCAUACCCGUGAAAAAAAAGCUGCUCACCGGCGUUUUCACCCUGGACCUCGACAAAUCGCUUGAGAUAGACCGUCUUUCCGACCGGAUCUCCACCGGCACGUUGACCCCCCGCGCGCCCUUGUCGGAAAGACAGGGGGUUUACGAGUUGAAGUACCUGCUCAUGAUGCUUUUCGCGGUUUUCGGCGGCGUGUUAUCCGCGCACAUAGGUGGCGGCGCGAUGGUGGUCGGGGUUUUUAUGGCGUGUGUGUUCGUCUGGAACCCCUUAUCGGGGACGAAAGAGCAGCUGGACAUUACCACGAUCACCCUCUGUUCCGUCGUUUCCCAGGCGGUGUCUUCCUGGCUCGUUUCCUUCUUAGUGCUGUACAACGGCGGCCCGUCGGACCGGGUUUGGAAGUAUCCUGAGCAAAAACGUCCCCACACCAGAGUCAGGAUGGGGAUUUUGCAACACAAAGCUAGGAGUUUUGGGAGUCACGCAUGACAAGUUGCACUCCGCAGUGUAGUGCAGGUUAGCAAGUGCAGCCGGAUCACAGAUUCAUCUGCUUGUCCUGUUCACAGCAUCACAAAUUCUAAAACACGAUUGGAAAUGUCUACUAUGGGUAUGCGCAUCACAAAUUUCCUUGUCAUUGCAAAUCUGCAUGACAUUCUGGGGUGGGGACGUUUUUUUUCAGGAUAGGAAGUGCUGGAGCGUCACCGUGCCCAUCGUCGUCUUCGGCGCGCCCACGGGGGCAAUCUUGUUGAACCCGAGGAGGAUAAAAUAUUUCCGGCGGGUCUUCAUCUUUUUGUCCGGCUUCCAAUUUGUCGUUUUCGCGGCCUUGAAGAUUCAGAACAACGAAACCGCCUGGGGAAUCAUCACCGCGAUUCUGUGUGCGGUUUUGAUACUGCUGGGGACUUACCAUAGGCUGUUGGUCCAGCCGGAGAUAAGGAAACAACGCGAUCGAGAAAGGCAGUACAGCUCGUAUUGA
Amoebophrya sp. A120 is the source of this 4247-nucleotide messenger RNA. NCBI's taxonomy places the organism in Eukaryota, Dinophyceae, Syndiniales, Amoebophryaceae. The record is from the annotation of a GenBank genome assembly.